Linum tenue is the source of this 439-nucleotide messenger RNA. The record is from the annotation of a GenBank genome assembly. NCBI's taxonomy places the organism in Eukaryota, Viridiplantae, Streptophyta, Magnoliopsida, Malpighiales, Linaceae.
GAAAUCCUAUACGCGAAAGGCGCUAUGGUCCCUCUGCCCUAACUCCAAUGUUGAUGCUGAUGUAAUUACAGCAAUGACUUGCCACUUGACCCUGGACGAAAUUACGAGAGAUGCUGGCCGUGGGAGAAGAGUAUGUUUUCUGCCUUCUGAACUGCAGGAAAUGGUACUUAACUAUGGCAUGACACCGAAAAAGGCUUUAGAGUGUUACGGUACAAAGUUUCUCACAACAGCUCACACCUGCAGAAAGUUGUGUCUGCCAAUGAAGGAUAUCAUGCAUGGUGAUGACAUUCAUUGGUAUUUAGUAGUCAUCUUGAUGGAUGACAAGCAAGUUCAUAUCUUGGAUUCAUAUCCUUCUAAUGAGCGCCAAACACCUCGCAAAGAUGCAGUACAAACUAUGAUUGGAUUUCUCGAUGCCUUGUUCGAGGAUCUUUAUUUACAA